Molecule: messenger RNA, 1246 nt
Organism: Helianthus annuus (common sunflower)
Lineage: Eukaryota; Viridiplantae; Streptophyta; Magnoliopsida; Asterales; Asteraceae
Product: ethylene-responsive transcription factor ERF107
Exons: 1
Coding region: 182-1054 (290 amino acids)
Biological process (GO): regulation of DNA-templated transcription; ethylene-activated signaling pathway
Molecular function (GO): DNA-binding transcription factor activity; DNA binding
Source: RefSeq, a predicted model, not a curated record
UUAUCUUCUUUCCAAAGUCCGAAACACAAACUCAUUCCAAUUACGCAUGGUCACAUGCAUAAUUAUACCAGCCAACAUUCAACUAAUGUUUCCGCCUAUAUAUAUGGCGAUCGGUCACAAAUAUUUAAGGGUGUCAUUUAAACACUUCAACCUCUAGUGAGAUGUUCUUGCAUCCAAAAUCAUGCAUACCCAAGUCAACGCAUAUCUUUCCAGCCUCGAAUCCAUUCAAAAUUUUCUUCUUGAAGAUCAUUUUGACAUUUUUCCCGACUAUUACCAAAACCGAAGUAGUUUCCAUGACAACUCAGUCGAGUCAUCCAUAAACCUGGAAGAUAUCUUGAACUUUUUCCCCGAGUUGAGUUCAUCAAACUCGAACGAGGUGUAUAGCUCGGGUCCAAGCCUGUUUUCUUCAUCUACAGUGGAUGAUCAAAUUGAACCGUCACUAGAUCUUGAUGACAUCGAAACAUGCAAAUUUUUAGUUGAAAACAGUGACGAAAAUCUUGAAGUCACAAAUUCAUAUCAUAGCCAAAAUUACACCCCACAAAUAUCACAAAACACCAAUGGAGAAGUCAAUGAACCUCAACCACAGUUAUCAUCGGCCAUCGUCGACAAUAGCAUGAUGGAAGCAGCAAACAAGCCGCUAAAGUUAGAUUUCUCGACAGGGAAUAUCAUUCGAUUUGGUGAUGAGACUGCACGGACUGUAAAGAAUAAUUCUUCAGAUGAUGAAGAUCGCUUUGAAGCUUACAGGAGGUAUAGAGGUGUAAGACGACGGCCAUGGGGGAAGUUUACAGCAGAGAUGAGGAACCCAGAGAAGAAAGGCUUGAGAUUAUGGCUAGGGACUUACGAAACAGCAGAAGAAGCAGCCAUGGCGUACGAUCGAGCUGCUUUUAAGCAUCGUGGCGCUCAAGCGUUGCUUAACUUCCCGCAUUUGAUCGGGUCACACCAUGAAUAUCUUGAAAAGUAUACGAACAAAAAGCGACAUGUAGGGAAAGUCCAGUCCUCAACGUCAUCUUCUUCAGAAAUCUGCGAAAGGAAGAGGAGCAAAAAUACUAAUUAGGGUUUAUAAAGAAAUAAGCGGGUGAACUUUAGUCCAACAUGCAUUUAGUAAUUUCACGUAACAAAUUAAGUACUAUGUAUGUAUGUUUGUAUGAAUGUAAUGUAGGAUCCUGUACUACAGUACAAAAUUGCUUCUUGUACGAAGCAAAAAGCUCUAGGCAAACUUUUACUUGACAUUAGAAAAUCCCAUUAA